Priceomyces carsonii is the source of this 2010-nucleotide messenger RNA. RefSeq lists its product as uncharacterized. Gene Ontology annotation, biological process: transmembrane transport. The record is from RefSeq and is a predicted model, not a curated record. Gene Ontology annotation, cellular component: plasma membrane. Lineage: Eukaryota; Fungi; Ascomycota; Pichiomycetes; Serinales; Debaryomycetaceae. Gene Ontology annotation, molecular function: oligopeptide transmembrane transporter activity. The transcript has a single exon. The coding region runs from base 1 to 2010 and encodes 669 amino acids.
AUGCUAAUGUAUCCAUGUGGAAUUACUCUUCAAUAUAUUUUACCAGAUUGGGGGUUUACCUUGUUUGGUACUAGACACUCUUUAAACCCUGGUCCUUGGACUUAUAAAGAACAAAUGUUUGCAACUGUUUUGUUUGACAUAGCAAUUGGAGGUAUGUAUGUUGGUUACAACUUUUAUGUUGAAAAACUAAGUGUCUUUUAUGGUAACACUUGGAUUACAGCUGGCUACCAAAUUUUAAUUUCUCUUGCAACUCAAUUAUUUGGUUUUGGAUUUGCAGGUAUUCUUAGAAAGAUAGUUAUUUACCCAGUACGUGCUGUUUGGCCAACUAUUUUGCCUACUCUCGCCCUUAAUCGAGCAUUAUUGAAGAAAGAGAAGAAAGAAAAUAUCAAUGGCUGGACAAUUACUCGGUAUAAACUCUUCUUCAUCGUGUUUUCUUCUUCAUUUUUAUACAUGUGGAUUCCUGAUUACUUAUUUCAAGCAUUAUCAUACUUUAACUGGAUGACUUGGAUCAAACCAGAUAAUUUCAAUUUGGCAAACGUUACAGGAUCAAUUCAAGGUCUUGGUUUAAACCCAAUUAGUAGUUUUGAUUGGAAUAUCAUUGGUUAUUGGCUUCCCUUGGCAUUUCCAUUCUAUACUUAUUUAAAUAUGAUGAUAGGAAUGUUCAUCGGGUUCAUCGUUAUUAUCGGUCUUUAUUAUAGUAAUUAUAAAUGGACCGCUUAUCUUCCGAUUAAUGAUAACAACAUUUAUACAAAUACAGGUGAGCUUUAUGAGGUUCAAAGCGUACUUACAAAUGGAAAGCUAGAUGAGGCUAAGUACAAAAAAUAUGGUCCGCCAUACUUAUGUGCUGGUAACUUGUUGGUUUACGGUGCCAAUUGUGCUCUUUAUACAUUCAUGAUUCCAUACGUUUUCUUCACGGAACGUAAAGGUAUCUGGAACUCGCUCAAAUCAUUAAAAGAUCUGAUUACUGAUUUGAAAUCAUCAAGUUACGCACGUUUCAAUGACCCACAUUCUCGAAUGAUGUCUCGUUAUAAAGAAGUUCCAGAGUGGUGUUUUAUAGUUAUAAUGUUAAUCGCCCUUGUGUUUGCGAUUGUUUGCGUGAAAGUUUAUCCUGCUAAUACCCCCGUUUGGGGAAUCUUUUUGAUGCUUGGUAUCAACGCGGUGUUUGUAAUCCCAUUAUGUGUUAUUUACGCUAUUACCGGGUACUAUUUCACUCUUGAAGUUUUAGUUGAAUUGAUUAUUGGAUAUGCAUUACCAGGAAACGGUGAUGCUUUGAUGUUUUUAAAAGCUUUGGGAUUCAAUAUUACUGGUCAAGCUCAACAAUAUGUGUACGAUCAAAAAAUGGCACACUAUUCAAAAAUUCCACCAAGGGCUGUUUUCCGUGGUCAACUUCUGGGAACUAUUUUCCAAAUCAUAGUAUCUUUGCUUGUCAUAAACUGGGAAAUUUAUAACCUUAAGGGAAUUUGCACAGAUGAGCAGGCAAACAACUUCACUUGUCCCAGUGAAGUUUCUUACUAUUCUUCUUCAGUAUUUUGGGGUGUUAUUGGACCAAAGAAAGUGUUCAAUAAACUAUAUCCAGUAUUACCUUAUUGUUUCCUCAUUGGAUUCUUGCUUUCUCUUGUGUGUCUUGCCAUUAGACGUUACUUUUACAAACAAACUCGUUGGUUCCAGCCAGCAGUCGUUAUUGGUGGGUUAUUUAAUUAUGCCCCCUAUAAUUUAAGCUAUUUCCUUCCUGGUCUCUAUGUCAGCUUUGCCUUCAAUCACUAUAUCAAAAAAAGAUUUAGUGCAUGGUGGGAGAAAUAUAACUAUAUCUUGUCAUCUGCCCUUGAUGCUGGUGUUGCAUUUGGUGGUAUUAUCAUCUUUUUUGCUGUUCAGUAUCAUGAAAAAGACGUAAACUGGUGGGGAAAUGAAGUAUCUUAUGCUGGUACCGAUGGUGGUUUGGGACAAGUUAGUUUAUUGGAUGCAUCGAAUGCUCCAGAUGGAUACUUUGGAUUGAGGAAGGGAGACUUUUAA